AUGCUUGUCCGCGAACACGACGGUGUCUCAACUCUUACGCUGUUUUUAUUGGUGAUUCUCUUAUCUCUUGGAAGACAAAGAAACAACGUACCGUCUCACGUUCAUCUGCAGAAGCGGAAUAUUGGUCUAUGGCGGAUGCAACAUGUCUUUUGGAGCAUUUGGAGCAUAUGGGACGUAGGAGCAUGGAAGGACUUGGCGCAUGGACGCAGCUCAACUGGACACGCAAAGGAAGAAGGAGGAAGCCAUCUUGAAGACCAGCUCGACCAUCUACUCGACCAACCGGUCGAGUUCCUCAACUCGACCGGCCAAGCUUCAACUCGAUCGAGCUGA
Microthlaspi erraticum is the source of this 330-nucleotide messenger RNA. Lineage: Eukaryota; Viridiplantae; Streptophyta; Magnoliopsida; Brassicales; Brassicaceae. The record is from the annotation of a GenBank genome assembly.